Molecule: messenger RNA, 1474 nt
Organism: Thamnophis sirtalis
Lineage: Eukaryota; Metazoa; Chordata; Lepidosauria; Squamata; Natricidae
Source: RefSeq, a predicted model, not a curated record
AUGGGCCCCAAAGGAACACGGGGUCUUCCUGGGAUUGAUGGCAAAGACGGAUUUCCUGGCACUCCUGGAGUGAAGGGAAGUGUGGGUCAACCAGGCCUUCCAGGGCCUUUGGGACACAGUGGAAUGGCCGGUUUGCCAGGCACUCCUGGGAGCAAAGGUGGUCCUGGACAGAAGGGCGAACCAGGGACCCGUGGCCCGUCGGGCUUACCUGGGCCAUCUGGGAAAAUUGGGGAGCCCGGUCCACCAGGAGCAGUGGGUCUCCAAGGCAUCGCUGGUGUGAAAGGCGAUCGGGGUGACAGGGGGCCUACGGGACCUCCAGGUCCUCAGGGAAAAGUGGGCCCUAAAGGAGACCAGGGCGCCCCUGGAAUUCCAGGGCCACAGGGACUCCCAGGAGUUAAAGGCAGCAAGCAAGGCAUCUGUGGGGAGCCUGGUUUUCCUGGACCUCCUGGAGACAUCGGGGCACCUGGAGUUAGAGGUUUCCCAGGAUCUCCUGGCCCUCGAGGACCGAAUGGGGAACGUGGUGUACCUGGAAUGCCUGGGUUGCGAGGUGGCCCAGGCAGGGACACUGGAGAUCAGCACAUUGUUGAUGUCGUGAUCAAGAUGCUACAAGAGCAACUGGCCGAGUUAGCAGUGAGUGCGAAAAGAGAAACUGUGGGUGGAAGUGGCAUGAUGGGGCCACCUGGCCCUCCGGGGCCUCCUGGGUCACCUGGCUCCCAAGGCCCCCAUGGACAUCCUGGUUCCCGUGGUCCUCCAGGAAUCCUAGGAGCGGUUGGACAGAUAGGCAACACUGGACCCAAAGGAAAGAGGGGUGAGAAAGGAGACCAAGGAGAACCUGGCCAUGGACAUCAAGGAAUGCCAGGGCCUCCAGGCCUACCAGGUCCCCCUGGUCAACCUGGUCAAGCUCUCAAUGGCAAACACGGAGAGCGAGGUGUUCCAGGUGCCCCAGGAGAAGCAGGCCGUCCUGGUUUACCUGGGCCUUCUGGCCUUCCUGGGUUUUGCGAGGCAGUUGUCUGCCUUGGUGCCUCUGCCUCAGCUCAACUAACUGAAGUAGGUUCUGUCAAAGGACCUUCCUACUGAAUGCUGUCAAGUGAAAGGGCUCCAUGGUUGACCUCGCUGAUUCGUCAGAAGCUUCACUACUUUGCAUUAAACAAUGAACACACCAGGAUUGGGCCCAAAGAGAUGUGAAGGCCACCAAUCCAAAACCUCCUGACCGAUGAGAAACCUUUGCUUGGACCUGAGCAUCCAUGCAUAACUAGUCCACCUUUGAUGGUGAGAAGGCACUUGGACAUUCUGAGUGGCACCAAAUAGAGAUUCACAUACCGUAUUUUUCGGCCUAUAAGAUGCAUCAGAGUAUUAGACACACUAUGAUUUUGAAGAGGUAAUUUUUUUUUAAAAAAAAGUUUUGCACUCUGCAGGCCUCCCAAACCCUCUGCACGCCUUGUUUUUUUUGCAAAAAGGAGGCAUGCAGAGCUUC